CGCUACCAGUCAAAUCGGCUUCAGUACCCCAGGAACCAUGUUUCACCAAGUUUGCCUAUGGGCCGCAGCACUGUCGUCCAUGACCCUCGCUAGCGGCGACACUUACUACAGCGGUAACAGCGUGUUGUACACGCACGAAGGAUUCUCGUCCGGUAAUUGCAACUUCAUGUACGACCCCGGCGUCGGCAACUACUUUGCCGCUUUGAACAGCGAUCAAUGGGACUCCACUCUAAACUGCGGCCGGUGCGCUGAAGUUGCUAGCGAUGGAGCGAGUUCCAUCACGGUUUACAUCGUGGAUGAGUGUACCGAGUGCGAGGAUGAAGGCCUAGGUCUGUCCCCACUGGUUUACAACCAGCUCACUCACAGCGACUCAUCCCAGAGUAUCAAGUGGAGGUUUGUGGACUGCCCCGUCAGCGGCAACAUCGAGUACUGUGCGAAUACAUUAAGCAGAAGUGCGUGGAUGGCCUUACAGCCUGCCAAUACCGUCACGGGGGUGGCAAGCAUGAAGAUCGCGAACCAGAACGCGUCCUUGAUGGACUCGAGCUUCUAUUUUGUACUGAAAGGAUCGAAUGUCAACAUGUCGGCAGUGAACGUCGAGUUGACGUCGAUCUCGGGGGAGACACUCACCGAGACGUUGUCGCUCGUUGCAGGGAAUUGCACAGAGGGAACGUCGAACUUCGCAGCCAGCUCCAGUCAUCAAGAGAGCGAAGUUAACGAAUACUUCGAUACUCUCAAGUCAGGUGACGGUGGCUACACGGCAGGGAAGGUAACUCCACCGGACGACUCGGAACAAACUGUCACGAGGUCAGAGGCAACCUCGUCGGGAACGAACCUUCUAUUCGUCGUCCCCGUGCUGGUGAUUAUCGUGGGCGGCAUCGCUCUCGUCUACAUCGUCAAGAGGAAGAAGCGCUUAUCCGGCCAGCACGUUGACCGUGAAAAGGGAAAGAGUGCUUUCGGUACACUCAAGUCGCCUGUGCUCGUCAAAGAGACCAUCGCCAAAAUUUAAGCGUCAAUAAUCUUCAAGAAAAGAAGGACAAACGGACAAACGCAUCGAAUUGGACAUCGCGUCACGUCUUAUCAAGCCGGCUACCCGUGGCGAGCUGUAUCCUUAUUUACUCAUUGGUCACCUCUCUUCCUUUAGGAGGCGACCAACAUGAGACCUUAGCAUCAACUCCAGCGAUACAAUCGACAUCGAAGCGAAUCGCUUCACGCGAUACACCGCUGGGUUUUCUCGCUCGUUGUAAGUACCCUAAUCAAUAAUGCAAAGCCUUCUGUUAGCGGAUAGGCAUGUGCGCCAAAAACAAUUGGACGUCAAUUACUGCGGUUCAACACGUUGUGCUCCACAAUUGUGCAAGAUGACAAGGCUCGAUCUGUCCGAUCUGUCGGUGGACUCUCCUCUUCAUCCACCCCGGCUUCUGUCGCCUUGUUGAAACGUUCGACUCGAACAGAGUGAAGCUCAUUCGAGGUUUCUCUUCGCUACCAGCUCA
Molecule: messenger RNA, 1487 nt
Organism: Phytophthora nicotianae INRA-310
Lineage: Eukaryota; Oomycota; Peronosporomycetes; Peronosporales; Peronosporaceae
Exons: 1
Coding region: 38-1006 (322 amino acids)
Source: RefSeq, a predicted model, not a curated record